Messenger RNA from Toxotes jaculatrix (banded archerfish), 4684 nucleotides. RefSeq names its product mitogen-activated protein kinase kinase 5 (gene map2k5). The record is from RefSeq and is a predicted model, not a curated record. Gene Ontology annotation, biological process: protein phosphorylation. NCBI's taxonomy places the organism in Eukaryota, Metazoa, Chordata, Actinopteri, Toxotidae. The transcript has 22 exons. Gene Ontology annotation, molecular function: protein kinase activity; protein binding; ATP binding. Bases 309 to 1658 code for a protein of 449 amino acids.
UUCCUCAAAACUAGCUUCAUGGCUAAAUAUCUCAGAUAACACAGUGGCAAACUUUGCCUCAGACAGCGGGCGGGUACGCAUUUAUCAUUAAAGCUGAACCUUUCAUUUGGUUAUGUCUUGACUCCGGUGUUGGCGGUGACUGAGCUCAGCGGUUAACGUUUUUAAAUGUCCGCAUCACUUAACGCAAGUGUUUUGGACUGAGCAGGAUGCUAGCUUUUGUCGUGAGCAAACCACAGCAGGAAAUUAGCUCGUUAAGCUAGCUUAGACAGCUAGCCAAGUGUUACUAUGAGGCUUAAUUUUGCCUCUCUAUGCUUAUACUCGAUUUAAAUAACCUCUUCGCAAUGGACACCGAGGCAAUAGUUAUCCGUAUAAAAACGCCGUCAGGGGACAUGGACUCGUCCGUCGACUGUCCAUCUCUUCUGAACUUCAAUGACUUGUUGGCCGCCAUCAGAGAAGUCAUGCCUGAGGCCACUGUCACAGCCUUUGAAUAUGAAGAUGAGGUGGGAGACAGAAUCACUGUAAGAAGUGAUGAAGAACUUAAAGCCAUGCUGUCAUAUUACUGCAAUACAAUGAAUGAACAACGCAUGAACGGACUGCUGCCGGACCCUCUCCAGAUUUUUCCAAGAGCCGGCAAGACUCCAGGGAUCCGGAACAUACAUGGCCUCAAGGUUAAUACCAGACCUAACCCAGCCAAUGACUGCACUCAUGCUGUCCCAGACUCCAUGGCCAACAACAGCUUAAAAAAAUCAUCCGCUGAGCUGAAAAGGAUCUUGACAAAUGGGCAGAUAAAUGCCCAAGAUAUCCACUAUCAAGAGCAGCUCGGCCAUGGAAAUGGGGGCACAGUUUACAAAGCGUACCAUGUUCACGGCAAGAGGGUUUUAGCUGUCAAGGUCAUCCCACUGGAUAUCACGGUGGAAUUACAGAAGCAGAUCAUGUCAGAAUUAGAAAUUCUCUACAAGUGUGAUUCACCCUACAUCAUCACAUUCUUCAGUGCCUUUUUUGUUGAGAACCGGAUAUCCAUAUGCACAGAAUUCAUGGACGGUGGUUCUUUGGACGUGUACAAAAGAAUUCCAGAGCCUGUGCUGGGCAGAAUCGCAGUGGCAGUAGUCAAAGGCCUGACAUAUCUGUGGAGCCUGAAGAUACUUCACAGAGAUGUCAAGCCUUCCAAUAUGCUGGUGAACACCCGAGGACAAGUCAAGCUCUGUGACUUUGGUGUCAGCACACAGUUGGUGAAUUCUAUUGCCAAAACGUAUGUGGGAACUAACGCAUACAUGGCGCCGGAAAGGAUAUCGGGAGAACAGUAUGGUAUUCAUGCGGAUGUCUGGAGCGUGGGAAUCUCUUUUAUGGAGCUGGCGCUGGGUAUGUUCCCCUAUCCACAGAUUCAGAAAAAUCAAGGAUCUUUAAUGCCUCUCCAGUUACUGCAAUGCAUCGUUGAUGAGGAUCCUCCAGUUCUUCCCGUCGAGCAGUUCAGUGAAAAGUUUGUUCACUUCAUCACGCAGUGUAUGCGGCGGCAACCCAAAGAGAGGCCUGCCCCUAAUAACCUCAUGGAUCAUUCCUUCAUCAUACAGUAUAAUGAUGGUAAUGCAGAGGUGGUGUCGAUGUGGGUUUGUCGCUGCUUGGAGGAGAGACGAGUUCAGCAGGCUCAAGGACGUGUCUGAUGCCCUUGAUGGACCUGGACGUUUGAUCCCAAACCUUGGACGCUUAUCAGAGUCUUCAGGAUCAAGUACGUCCAUAUGCACUGUAGAAGCGACUUAACGUUCAAUGGACGAAAAUCACUAGAUGUUAAAUACUUAAUGUGAGCGGUUCUUUACUUAACUGCACUCAUGCGCCGCGACAAUGAGGAGCUCACAUCCUUUCAACUGAAUAUUAAUCUCUGCAUCCAGAGAUCUGUGCUUUCUUUCCAAUGUGGGUCUCCAUCCGCAGCUUCGCCCCCGCAUUUUUUUUUUUUUUUUUUUUGGGGGGGGGGGGGGGGGGGGGGGGGAUUUUCAGAAAUGCAGUGAGCAUCGCGGUCUGAUGAGUGGAGAUAAAUGGUCCUGAUUUAAAGGAUCAGUGACAGUAAACUACUUAAAAGCAUAAGACUGCAGUACGCUGGCAGAGUUGUGAUCUGUCUCUAGGAUGGCGUCUCUAAUAACCAUCUUGUGCUUUGCUGUUGACAGCCCUCUAGUGAAUGUUAAGGUUUUUACCUGUGAGUAACUGCCCAUGUGUGUGCCUGUUUUUCCACUGGUGUAAUUUAUUACCUCAGCAGAAGUAUGUUGAUAGCAAGAUUUCUCCCCCAAAAAACGCACCUGUUUUCAGCUACUGGAGUCGAGCAUUUAUCGCCAGUUAUUCUCAAGCCUUGCGAGGUUGUGGGUUUACUGAACAGACGACAAGGAGCCUGCAGUACCAGCGAGUCUGAAGCAGCACUGCAGUGUUACAGAGUGGAAUGAAAUAUCGACACAUGCAUUCUUGAUUCUCAAGCUCACUGACCAAACAGUUUAUUGUCCGCAGUCAUGAGGGGGAACCAAGGUUUAUUUCUUUUUAAACCAGUUUUUAACUCGGUUGCAUAUCUUUUAUUUCCGUCUGCACAGUCAUGCCUGACAUUGAAUGCCGCUGAAUGAACUGUUGGAGAGGAAAUUGUGCUGAAGCAGAUCUCCGCUUUCAUUCAGCAUCUAUUUGUUUAUUUUUUUGUUUGUUUGUUUUUUUUUUUUAAACCAUAAAGAAUAAGUGAAACCACAGACGAUUGGAAGCAUCACAGGAACCGUAACUCUUCCUCCCCUUAUAAGCCAACACUUUGUUUCAUUUGAAGUUAUUAUUUAAUCCACAUUAUCAGCAGUAGUACAUCUUUUAUGUACUAUACAGAAAUUAUACUAUUUUAUUGGAUUGCCCAGUGAGAUCAUAUAUUGUAGAGGGAAAACAUUUGUGGAGUGCACAUAACACCAAAGACCACUGGCGAGCCAAAUGGCGAAUAAUAUGGAUUUCUCAUGACUGAGGCAAACAUAAUGGGUUAAGUGACUAAAAUGAGUUGCUUUGACAAGGUGUUUACGUGCAGCUAGUGAGAUGUGUAGAGUGCUCAAGUGCAAUUAAAUGCCAUUACUUCCACAAAGGCACAGUAAACAGAGCCUACAGUGACGCAUGUACAGUGUGAGCAUCGCUGAAAAAGAAUGUAACAGCAGCACAUUAACGCAGAAAAAAAAAAAAAAAAGCUUAAAGCGCCAUUUUACUACACGCGUGAUGUGUAGUUUCUUCAGUAGCCUGUUAGCUGUGGUUUUAUCCUCUGUUACCGUGAGGAGACACAGGUGGGAAAUUUCUCUGAUCUCUGGCCUUUAACUGUAAAUCUUUAGAAACUGAGAACACAUUUGUCGCCCAAAAGCAUGUGCUCCAUCAUGUUGUUCAGAAUUUAUUUCUGACGUAGGCUUUUUUUAUUUAGCAUUUACUCUGCUUUUGAACUGACCCUGCUCCGCAACGGAAAUGGAAAAAGAAAAAAAUAAAGGAAAAAUGUGUGGGCAUAUUCCAAGCUCCAUACUACAUACUAAUAAAAAGCAUGUUUUGGGCAUGUAAUGCACAUAUGUAUGCAUACAAAAUUUAGUAUAUUACAAAAUGCAAGUACUCAUAAAAUUGGCCAGAGUUCUUUUAACCUCAGUGGAGUUGUAGGACACUGUUGUCUUUCAUCUCUCUGUGAAUUUAAUAAGUGAUCCCAGGCUACGUUAAAUUACGCAAGUUACGUCCAACAGUUUAUUAUUUUUAAUAAAUGUUGCUUAUUUCAAUGCACUCGGUUGUGUGUUACAGCAGGUGGGGUACAGUUUGCGAGGUCAGCCCUUUCAGAUGCAGUGUCUAUGUGUGUUAACAGCACCCAGCAGAGGAGCCUCGUGUCGUUGUCUCUCACAUAUUUGCAAGUUUGAUUAGUGCCAUUUAUUUGUCUCAGAAACCUGAAAAUGUGGCACAGCCUUUUUUUUUACUUUAAUGUACAUAAAUUACACUUUAGGGGAAGGCAUCUGUGCAAGAUGUUCAUUUUAUUAUUAGUCUGAUAACUGAUGAAACUCAAAAUUUAAAGAUUUUUCUGUUACUGAAAUACGUCAGCGUGGAUUUACCAACAGUUUCACAAUGAAUAGAACGCAUACUCUGCAUAUUACUAAAUAUAUUGUUAGUUAUAUUCAUCUGUCACUUUGGGUAAGUCAGAUUCUAUCGUACUGUUAAUCUGUGAGACAGACAUUCAGUUGGCCUUAAAUGUAACUGAAGCUAUAAAUACUUUGCAGUCUGUUAAAACUAGUAAAUGAGUGUAAAAUAAAGAGAGUGAUGAACACUCUGAAAAAUGCUUAUGUAGUCUCGCAACCAAACUGAAAAGAAAAAAAAAAAUCAUAUUUCUGAAUAGAUGUAUUAAAAGCUCCAAAAGCUCAGACGCAUUUUUUUUCUUUGUUUGGCAACGUGCUCAUUGACUGUGAUAUUUGAAUAUGAAUCUGCAGUGUCAGUGGGAAUAUUUAUUUAUUUUUUAAACUUUUUUUUUUUUUACCUACAACAGAGAUCGCCUCUCGUGAUUAUGUUAUUUUACCUGUUUUUGCCUAAACCACAAAGCAUUAAGCCAGUGAUGGGACUCAGCUGAAAUAUUAGUGCUGUGAUGUUACUGGCUGAUUAUGGCCUUUUUCUGUAAUUAUAUGUGUUGGCACAUAUUCCAACCCGCACAAAUGAAAUAAAAUGUAUUUAAACAUAA